AUGGAAGACUCUCCAAUCAAAGAGCUAAAUGAAGUGGAGGGACUUCAUGAAAAGACUGGUGUAUUUACAGCUGUUAAGGUGAUGAAUGCUCGUAAGACCCCUUUACCUGAAGUAGGAAGACAAGUGAGAGUAAAUAAAUAUCAGAAGUCUGUUGGAUGGAGAUACAGUGUGAGUAAUGAAAAUCCUCAUUACCCUCCAACACUGUGUAACCUUCGGCCCUUGGAAGCCCUCUUCAUUAUUUUGUGGGAGUCUGCUCCUAAAGUCAAAUCCAGUGGAUGGUCCUGGAAGUUUCACAGUUUCAUGAAAAAGUGUAUAACAAAAAAUUUCUUAUUUUGUCCAACUUCUGCAAAUAUGCUUAAUCACCCAUUUGUUCAGAAUAUAAAAAAUGAGGGACAUGUUGUUGAGUCACUAAAGAAGUGUCUUACUGGAAUCAUUAAUAAAAGGCAGAAAAAAGGAAUACCUCUGAUCUUUGAAAGAGAAGCUAUUAAGGAGCAGUACACCAUGAGAAGAUUCAGAGGAACUAGUUGUACUCAUGAGCUUCUGAGACUCCCAACCAGCAAUAGAUGCAGACCACUUAGAGCACUGCAUGGAGAGCCCUCUCAGCCAAUGUGGUUACCUGAUCAAGAAGAGCCAUGGGUCCAAGCAUUAGAGCAUCUACAGGGAGCAACCAUAAUGUUCAAGCCACUACAGGGUCAGGACAAUGUACUUAGGUCCCUGGAGGGGCAAGCCCAGGAAAACCAGCAACUACAAGGGGCAGCUCAAUUGUUCAUGCCACUACAAGCUAAGGUUAAGGCUAAACCAUCUAGGCCCCUACAGAGGAAGAUUAAAGCACCUCCAUGACUACAGAGGGCAGCCUGGAUGCUCAUGCCACUACAUGCUCAGGUUAAAGCAUCUAGGCCUCUACAACUACAGGUCCAGGUACCCAAAGAACAGCAAGGUCAGGCCCAUCCUCAAGCACUAGAAGAACCCCAGGAUCUGGACCAGGUACCAGAGGAAUUUCAAAGGGAAGAUCAGCUACAUGAACAACAACAAAGGAAAGGCCAAACUCAUGAACAACAGCAGAGGCAGAACCAGGUGACCAAACAUCCAGAAGUACAGGAACAGGCCACUGAGCCCACACAGGCAAAGACUGCAGCAGAGGAACCAGACUCAUUACGAGUACAUGCCCAGCUACUCUUGCCUCUACUGUCACAGAACCACCACGUGCUGUUGCAAUUACAUUUGGAUACUCGGGUUCUCAUUCCAUUAAAGGGGCAAACCAAAGAGUCACUUCCAGCACAGGUGUGGGCACUAGAACCCCCACAGGCAUUUGGCUCAGUUCAAGUACUGAUAGAGGGACUAUCAAGAAACUUACUUCAAGCACCAAACUCACAUAACCCCAAGCCACUUGGUCCACUGCAAACCCUGUUGGAAAAUCUGCCAUCAAACAUGUUUUCCUCUCAACCAGAACAGGCACAAAAUAAAAAAUCAAAGGUUUCUAGUCUAAGGCAGGCAUUGGCAAAAAGAUUAUCAUCAAAGAGGUUCUUGGCAAAAUUAUCACAGAGACCUGCAGAGUUUGAGCUCUCAUAUUUAGAAGCCUACAGGCAAAGGUGCCAACACAAGUGGGAGGAUAUCUUUAAUCAACAUGAGGAAGAAUUGAGACAAGUUGCAAGUGACAAAGAAGAUGAAUCAUCAGAAAAUGAUGAAGUAUUUAAUUUGAUUCAGGCUGAAAUCCAAAUAGAACCAUUUGUCCAACCAUAUCUCCCAAAUCCUAAAGGAAAUGAGGGUAAAAAGGUACCUGAUGUUCUUCAGUGGUCUUUUUUGGAACAAGAUGAGAAGCCCCUUGACACCAGACAAAGGAGUUUGCAAAAUCCUCAAAAUUGCCCAGCAGCAUCAGAAUCUUCCAAGGAAGAAAGUCCAGUAAUUGGGACAAGAUACUAAUCAUCGCCUCCUAAUUCUACAAUUGAUCAGAAGUUGCUGGUUGAUGUCCAUAUUCCAGAUGGCUUUAAAGUAGGAAAAAUAUCCCCCAUUUACAUGGCAAAUGUAUGGAUAGGCUAUAAUGCACUCUCUGAAAUCUUCUGGAAUGAUUGGUUGACUCCUGCACCUUUCAUUCAGCCACCUGAAGAAGAUGAUGAGUGUGUUGAACUCUGUGAUGCUGGUACUGAUACUGAUGGUGAUGAUUAUGAUUCAAAUGAUAUAUUUGAAGAUACCUAUGACCAUGGCAAUGGCAGUGAUGCUGUAGAUAACAGGGUUGGGCAGACUAACGAUGUUAGUGAAAACCAUGGUGAUGGUAAUAAUGAUGAGGUUGUUGAUGACAAAGAUAAUAAUCAUGAUCGUACUUUUAAUUGGCAAAGCUAUGGUAGCAAUGGAAACUGGAAGAACAGUGGUAGAGAUGGAGGUGAUUGAAAAGAAGAAACUUGCAGCACCUAUGGAUGCCAGAGAACUAGUAGAAACCAUGUAGAAUUUGCAGCAAGUGAGAACAAUGCAGCUUUUUGAGAUCAUAAAGGAGAUAUAGCCAGUAUAGGAAGCAGGGGAAGGGGCAUGGAGGGUAAUAGAGGUAAAGGGGUCAAUGGAACCAGUGAAGAGAGUGAAGCUCUUGAACUCAAUAAAGGAGAAAAUUGCUCAAAGAAAGGUUUUCCAGGAUUGGAGAGAAUAGCAUUAUAAGACUUUGAAGAUCAAUGGGAGGAGUCAGUUGGUAGCAGUGAGGCCUCAAGCGCCAUUUCCUCAGAUGCUGCACCCACAGCACCUGAUGAUGAAAAUGACAAUACGGACAUAUUGAGAGCAUCAACAGAAUCAUGUUUUUCUGCCAGCCAGUCAUCAUCUUCCAACCUUUCUGGGAGGGCUGCAAAUGCUGAGUUUGCUAGUGCCAUCUUAUAUGCUGGGUUAGUGGAAGUAUCUGAGAAAUCACCUAAGAAACCAUCUGAAGUCCAUGUUAAGCCACUAUACGUCUCUCCUGCAUGUAAAAAAUCACUAAUCCACAUGUAUGAAAAGGAAUUCACUUCUGAGAUAUUCUGUGAUUCUUUGUGGGGAGUGAAUUUGCUGUUGGGAACCCAAUCUAAUCUGUAUCUAAUGGACAGAAAGGGAAAGGCAGAUAUUACAAAACUUAUAAAGCAAAGACCAUUCCACCAGAUUCAAGUUGUAGAACCACUCAAUUUGUUGAUUACCAUCUCUGGCCAUAAAAACACAUUUCAGAUAUAUCAUUUGACCUGGCUGAGGAAUAAGAUUUUGAAUGAUGAUCCAGAAAGUAAAAGAAAAGAGGAAAAACUAAAGACAGAGGGAGCCUGAAAAGCCAUUGAUAAGUUAGCAGGCUGUGAACACUUCACCCAACAUGCAGAAACAACAUAUAUCACGAUUGUUUUGAAAUCAUCAAUUCACCUUUAUGCAUGGGCACCAAAGACCUUUGGUGAAAGUAUUGCUAUUAAAGUGAUAUGUCCAACACUUGAUCAUAAACCAAUGACAGUUGACUUGGCUAUUGGUUCUGAAGAAAGACUAAAGGUUUUCUUCAGCUCAACAGAUGGAUAUCACAUCAUUGAUGCAUAAGCUGAGGUUAUGUCUGAUAUGAUCCUGCCAAAUAAUAAUAUCAUCAUUUUACCUCAUUCCUUGGGAGUUGGCAUGAUGCUCACCUUCAAUGUUGAAGCCCUUUCUAUGAAAGCAAAUGAACACCUCUUCAAGAACAUCCUUGAAGUGUGGAAAGACAUACCAUCUUCAUCAGCUUAUGCAUGUACACAGAGAACCACAGGAUGGGGUCAAAAGGCCAUUGAAGUCCACUCUUUGCAAUCAAGGCUCCUGGAAAAUGAAUUGAAGCACAGGUCAAUUAAGAAGCUGAGAUUUCUAUGUACUCGAGGUGACAAGCUGUUCUUUACUUCUAUCCUGCAUAAUUGCCACAGCCGGGUUUACUUUAUGACCCUUGGAAAAUUUGAAGAGCUACAAAGCAAUUAUGGUAUUUAAAAGGUUCCAAUUAUUUAUUACAACAUUUACAAAUAUCAUAAAUAUGCAAUUUGCAUCUUAAAAUUUAUGAGGUUAAAUGAGCAUGCAAUUGUAUUAUUAGGGAAAAUUAAAUCAGAUAGACACCUUUAAUGUACCACAGAAUAGUUCUAAUGAGAAAUGGAGCUUAAUGUAUAAAAUGAACUACAGCAAGCUCUAUGUACUCCAGUGGUGUACAAUGUCUUUUGCACAAACUUUGUAAUUUUUGUUACUGUGAGUUCAAACAUUUUUCUUUGGAUGGUUUAGACAGUAUCUGUGUUCAGAUUUUUAUAACACAGAGUAAAAAAAUCUGUAUUGAGUUAGAUUUCAGGCAACUUUGAAAAGAAUUGCCCCUGAAUGAGGUUUUUCAAAAAAAAAAAUGUAACAACAAGCCAUACAGUAAUUUUCAAAGUCAUAUAAAGGACUAAAGAUUAUAUUAUGAGAUGUAAAUAAUAAGGACUAUGAUAUAAACCAGACUAAAGGCUACAUGACUGGAGAAAACUACAGUGGUAAAGGGGGAAAAGCCACCAAUUUUCUCAUUGCUCCAUGACAGUUAAGCCCACAGUUAGAAACCGAAUGGAUUCUUUUCACCACAAGCUAAGCUGGUUUUCUCCCUAUAAGAAGAAAG
Messenger RNA from Phyllostomus discolor (pale spear-nosed bat), 4570 nucleotides. RefSeq names its product Nik related kinase (gene NRK). The record is from RefSeq and is a predicted model, not a curated record. Lineage: Eukaryota; Metazoa; Chordata; Mammalia; Chiroptera; Phyllostomidae.